This is a messenger RNA of Rattus norvegicus (Norway rat), 8548 nucleotides long. The record is from RefSeq and is a predicted model, not a curated record. Lineage: Eukaryota; Metazoa; Chordata; Mammalia; Rodentia; Muridae.
GUGGGAAUGAGCUAGAAAGGAAGUCCAAGACUGCCCUGGCCUGAACCCUGAGACCAAGAGGCUUAGGAGCAGUGUUCACUCACUGAUCCAAGGCUAGUCAGCGGCCCCCAGUCGCACUGUGCAGGAGUAGGAGCCAGCCCAGCGCUGCGCUUCCAGCUGCGUCUGCCCGGGCGCAGCACGUGCUCCAGGCGCUGGCGCGAGAGAGCGAGCGAGCGCCACCACCGCGGGCCCGCAGCGGUUCUGCUGGCUGCCACUACUGCCUCGAUCUCAGCCACUAGCGCUUCUGCAGCAGCCAAGGCCGCUACGAAAGCGCAGGGAGCUUGUAAGGAGCGGCUGUCCAGGGGAACAAGGCUCAGGGAGCGCACCUGCUGUAACAGUCUCUCUGUUAUUGGACUAAUGCAUGCUGCUUCUAUGAAAGCUCUAUGGGAAAGGGUGACUUAACUCAACUUCUUGGUUUAGAAAAAAGGAACCUCUGUAUGCUGUUGCCUCCCACAGUUUUUCUACAAUUCAGACAUCUCUUGAGAAACUCAGCCUAGUUUAUCCAGCUGUUUUGUCCACAUAUGUUCAUAAAAUCUAGUUAUGAAUAUUCUGAUCGUAUGGAUGCACCUAACUCGACAGUUUCUGGGGACUUUGCUAUCUUUUAGAGAAUAUAUCUAAAUUGCUGACUAAUUCCUCAAUGCGCCACUCAACGCAGGGCAUCAUUUGGCUGUACCUAUUGGAGCUCUGAGUUUCCUCCAUCAUGAUAUCUUUAUUAGCUUGAAUUCCUUUCCUAAAAUGGUCCUUCUGUUGAUCCUGUCAGUCCUACUUCUGAAAGAAGAUGUACGAGGGAGUGCACAGUCCAGUGAGAGGAGGGUGGUGGCUCACAUGCCAGGUGACAUCAUUAUUGGCGCUCUCUUCUCUGUCCACCACCAACCAACUGUGGACAAAGUUCAUGAGAGGAAGUGUGGUGCAGUUCGUGAGCAAUAUGGGAUUCAGAGAGUGGAGGCCAUGCUGCAUACCUUGGAAAGGAUCAACUCAGAUCCCACACUCUUGCCCAACAUCACACUUGGCUGUGAGAUCAGAGAUUCCUGCUGGCAUUCCGCUGUGGCCCUAGAACAAAGCAUUGAGUUUAUAAGGGAUUCCCUCAUCUCUUCAGAAGAGGAGGAAGGUUUGGUACGCUGUGUAGAUGGAUCUUCUUCCUUCCGCUCCAAGAAACCCAUAGUGGGAGUCAUUGGGCCUGGCUCUAGUUCUGUGGCCAUUCAAGUCCAGAACUUACUCCAGCUUUUCAACAUACCACAGAUUGCUUACUCUGCAACCAGCAUGGAUUUGAGUGACAAGACUCUAUUCAAGUACUUCAUGAGGGUUGUACCUUCCGAUGCCCAGCAAGCUCGAGCCAUGGUAGACAUAGUGAAGAGAUACAACUGGACUUAUGUCUCAGCUGUGCACACAGAAGGCAACUAUGGAGAAAGUGGGAUGGAGGCUUUCAAAGAUAUGUCAGCGAAGGAAGGGAUUUGCAUCGCCCACUCUUACAAAAUUUACAGCAAUGCUGGGGAACAGAGCUUUGACAAGCUGUUGAAAAAACUCAGAAGUCAUUUACCUAAAGCCCGGGUGGUAGCUUGCUUCUGUGAAGGCAUGACAGUUCGAGGUCUGCUCAUGGCCAUGAGACGCUUGGGUCUAGCAGGGGAGUUUCUACUUCUGGGCAGUGAUGGCUGGGCCGACAGGUAUGACGUGACAGAUGGAUAUCAGCGAGAAGCUGUCGGUGGAAUUACAAUCAAGCUUCAGUCUCCUGAUGUCAAGUGGUUUGAUGAUUAUUAUCUGAAACUCCGGCCAGAAACAAACCUCAGAAACCCUUGGUUUCAAGAAUUUUGGCAGCAUCGUUUUCAGUGCCGGCUGGAAGGGUUUGCACAGGAGAACAGCAAGUACAACAAGACUUGCAACAGUUCUCUGACUCUGAGAACACAUCAUGUUCAAGAUUCCAAAAUGGGAUUUGUGAUAAAUGCAAUCUAUUCUAUGGCUUAUGGACUCCACAAUAUGCAGAUGUCCCUGUGUCCAGGCUAUGCAGGCCUCUGUGAUGCGAUGAAGCCAAUUGAUGGACGGAAACUUUUGGAUUCCCUGAUGAAAACCAAUUUUACUGGAGUUUCUGGAGAUAUGAUCCUGUUUGAUGAAAAUGGAGACUCUCCAGGAAGGUAUGAAAUAAUGAAUUUCAAGGAAAUGGGAAAAGAUUAUUUUGAUUACAUCAAUGUUGGAAGUUGGGACAAUGGGGAAUUAAAAAUGGAUGAUGACGAAGUGUGGUCCAAGAAAAAUAACAUCAUCAGAUCUGUGUGCAGUGAACCAUGUGAGAAAGGCCAAAUAAAGGUGAUCCGGAAGGGAGAAGUCAGCUGUUGUUGGACCUGCACACCUUGUAAAGAGAAUGAGUAUGUGUUUGAUGAGUACACCUGCAAGGCAUGCCAACUGGGCUCCUGGCCCACUGACGACCUGACAGGCUGUGACUUGAUCCCAGUCCAGUAUCUUCGCUGGGGUGACCCUGAGCCGAUUGCAGCUGUGGUGUUUGCCUGCCUCGGUCUGCUAGCCACCUUAUUCGUUACUGUAAUCUUCAUCAUUUAUCGGGACACUCCGGUGGUCAAGUCCUCCAGCAGGGAGCUCUGCUACAUUAUCCUUGCUGGCAUCUGCCUGGGAUACUUAUGUACCUUUUGCCUCAUUGCAAAGCCCAAGCAGAUUUACUGCUAUCUUCAGAGAAUUGGCAUUGGACUCUCUCCAGCCAUGAGCUACUCAGCCCUUGUAACCAAGACCAACCGUAUUGCAAGGAUUCUAGCUGGAAGCAAGAAGAAAAUCUGUACCAAGAAGCCCAGAUUCAUGAGCGCCUGUGCUCAGUUAGUGAUCGCUUUCAUUCUCAUCUGUAUUCAGCUGGGCAUUAUCGUGGCCCUCUUUAUCAUGGAGCCUCCGGAUAUAAUGCAUGACUAUCCAAGCAUCCGAGAAGUCUACUUGAUUUGUAACACCACCAACCUAGGGGUUGUUACUCCUCUUGGAUACAAUGGAUUAUUGAUUUUGAGUUGCACGUUCUAUGCGUUUAAGACCAGAAAUGUUCCAGCCAACUUUAAUGAGGCCAAAUAUAUUGCUUUCACCAUGUACACAACCUGCAUCAUAUGGCUGGCCUUCGUGCCUAUCUACUUUGGCAGCAACUACAAAAUCAUCACCAUGUGUUUUUCAGUCAGCCUCAGUGCCACAGUGGCCCUGGGUUGCAUGUUUGUCCCGAAGGUGUACAUCAUCCUAGCCAAACCGGAGAGAAAUGUGCGCAGCGCCUUCACAACCUCUACAGUGGUACGCAUGCAUGUAGGAGACGGCAAAUCAUCGUCCGCUGCCAGCAGAUCCAGCAGCCUAGUCAACCUGUGGAAGAGGAGGGGCUCCUCUGGGGAAACCCUAAGGUACAAAGACAGGAGACUGGCCCAGCACAAGUCGGAAAUAGAGUGUUUCACCCCCAAAGGGAGUAUGGGGAAUGGUGGGAGAGCAACAAUGAGCAGCUCCAACGGAAAAUCUGUGACUUGGGCCCAGAAUGAGAAGAGUACCCGGGGGCAACAUUUGUGGCAGCGACUGUCUGUCCACAUCAACAAGAAGGAGAACCCCAACCAAACGGCGGUCAUCAAACCCUUUCCCAAGAGCACAGAGAACCGGGGGCCUGGUGCAGCGGCAGGUGGUGGCUCGGGUCCCGGUGUAGCUGGUGCUGGUAACGCAGGAUGCACAGCAACAGGUGGCCCGGAGCCACCGGACGCCGGUCCCAAAGCGCUUUAUGAUGUGGCGGAGGCAGAGGAGAGCUUCCCCGCGGCUGCCAGGCCGCGCUCGCCAUCGCCCAUCAGCACGUUGAGCCACCUCGCAGGCUCGGCGGGCCGCACAGAUGAUGAUGCGCCGUCGCUGCACUCUGAGACAGCUGCUCGCAGCAGCUCGUCCCAGGGCUCGCUCAUGGAGCAGAUCAGCAGCGUAGUGACGCGCUUCACAGCCAACAUCUCCGAGCUCAACUCCAUGAUGUUGUCCACCGCGGCCACGCCGGGGCCCCCUGGUACUCCAAUCUGCUCCUCCUACCUGAUCCCCAAAGAGAUUCAGCUGCCCACGACCAUGACGACCUUCGCAGAGAUCCAGCCGCUGCCGGCCAUCGAGGUGACCGGAGGAGCUCAGGGGGCGACAGGGGUAUCACCUGCCCAGGAGACGCCCACAGGAGCUGAAUCCGCCCCGGGCAAACCAGAUCUGGAGGAGCUUGUGGCCCUCACUCCACCAUCGCCCUUCAGGGACUCGGUGGACUCGGGGAGCACCACCCCAAACUCUCCAGUCUCAGAAUCGGCCCUCUGCAUCCCAUCCUCUCCCAAAUAUGACACUCUCAUCAUCAGAGAUUACACGCAGAGUUCUUCAUCGUUGUGAGCCACUGGAAACUUCCCUGAGAUAGGCCUGAGCAGCAGACCUCGGUGUUCACAGAUGGGCGCAGCGACACCCAUAGUCACCCCAACAGAGAACCCGAGGUGAAAAAUGCCAAGGACACACACGGUGGAGACAUGAGAUCAACAGUGCUAUUUCAUGACGGCCGAUGACGACACCAACUACACAUCUUCUGGCAGAUUAUCUUCUAGUGGCCUUAGAAAACAUGGGCUUUUAAGAAACACUGCUUCUAUAUUUGGAGUGCUGACCAGGAGUGGGUUAAACAGUUUCAGUACCAAGUGCUUUGCUCUGAGGCAGCAACAGUAUGAAGCAACAUCCUGAACAGUGAAAAGUAGAGUUAAUAAGCAACUGUGCAUAGUCUCGUUUGUUUACUUCAUUUUCCCAGAAGAGUCUUUGAGUCACCAAACAUUGAAUGUACAUUUUCUAACUAACUCGAAAAAUCUGGGACCAAAAGUCAACCUGUUUUUUCUCCUUUUUUUUUCCUUCCUUCCCUGGUCCCUCCAUGUAGUAGACCUUGAGAAGCUAAUAGUCACUAGUGCCCAGUACUUUCUCAGCUUGUGAGUCUACUGAGUAACACAAACGGGUAGUGAGUGUUGUGUUAAUGUACAGAGAAUUUCUAGCAGAGACUUUCCAAACAGGCUGGGAGAUACACUUCUGAAAGCCUGCAUCCUGGAUACCAUUAACCAAGAAAACCAGUGCAAGAUUUCUGGACUAUUUCACCAUGUUGCCAAUCAAUACUGGAGUAGCAAAAAAAAAAUAUUUUCUGGAACACUGUUUUUUAAUUCCCUCACUGGGGUGCAUUGUGUAGCUGGAAAUUCUCUUUGUAAUAAUAAUUUGUGAGCUAUAGCCUGGCUCUCUUUCACGAUACACAGGCACUCCUCCUUAUAAAUACCCUUCCGUUAGUGUUGCCAGUUAAAAUAGUAAGAUACUCAAUGAGCUUCCUUGUUUCUUUAUUUGAGAACCUGAUACACAAAGAGAUCCUCUGUUGUUGGUGGCUGUUUUGCCCCCCAGUCCCACCUCUGGAAGAGUAGUCCAUAAACCUGAUGAAGAUGUUACAAUUGGAGGGGCUGAUGUGGAAAAUAAUAAGAGUAACAGAAUCUCAAUACAGGAAAGUCAAGCAUAGCAAGUGUUUUGCUAUGCCCAUAAGUAGCGAUUUUAUCUUUUCUUGGCUGCUUACAUGGGGCAGCUAUGUACUAUGACAAAUGUAGAUUUUUUUCAAAGCAAUACAGAAUACUAAAACAGAGGAACCUUAAUAUCAACCACAGUCUUUCUCAGCCAUUCCAAAAAAAGGCAAAGCAAUUACUAAUCCUUUACUUUUUAAAUAGUUGUUAGCGUGAUUUUGUGCACUUCAUACUGUCACUUUUUAAAUACCGCAGAAAAGAGUUUUAAAGUUACAAUAAAAACAUACAGGAUUUGGUGGGCUCAUAUAGGUAGAAACUGUAACUCAAGACCUGAAUCUAUGGUCAUCUUUUUAUUAGUCACAUUGCAGCUAUCCUCAGGUACCAAAUGUUUUUGAUUUUUAAAUAUAGUAAUAAAAGGAGGAGGUAUUCUAUAAAUUUAAAGUUCAGUUGACCCAGCCUUAUACUAAAGAUAGCCUUAUGAGAAAGAUUUGCCAUGAGAAAGAAGUAUAUUUUUGGCAGAGAGAAAUUUAAAUAGAACUUUAAAAUUCUUAUUUCAAUAUCCUUCAUAUAUCCUUCAUAUCAUUCUCUCUCUCUCUCUCUCUCUCUCUCUCUCUCUCUCAUAGGUUGUUUUGGGUUUGAUUCUUAUUGUUGUUAUUGGAGGCUUUUUUGUUUGUUUGUUUGUGCUUUGUUUGUUUACCAUGUGAUUUAAAAGAAAUUGAAACAGUAAGUUUAUUCACUGGCAUAAUCUGUCAUCCUCCAGUUUUAAAUACUUAAAGUUGUAAUAACUAUUGACAUUGCUCUUCUGAUACCUGUUUUUAUUUCAAAUUUAAAGUCAAAUCUCCCACAUUAACACAUUAAAAACUAACAAUAACUCACAAACAAAUUUUCUUAAAGUGAAUCGUUUCUUAAAUCAGAUAUGAAAAUAACAUGGAGAGCAAUAUGAUCCCAAAUAGCAAUGAGAUUCUUGAAACAGAAAAGCAAUCUAGCUAACUUGCAUAGCUUCAUUAAAAGAAAAUACAUGCCUUUACCUGAAAACACCAGUAAAUAUUCUGAAACGUCAGUGUCCCUUGGUAUCCACCAAAAAAGUGGCUUUCACCUGGGGUUAGUGUCUGAUUUCUUAGAUGUUAAUAUCUUUUGGGACAUGCUUUCUAAAUUGUAAAUUUUUUUGACGUUGGUUUUCUGUUUGUGUGUGUGUGUGUGUGUGUGUGCUUUCCUUUGAUAGUUUCCAUGAACAAAUCUCUUUUCUAUUGUUUCCAUAACACUUUUUGUUAAAAAAAAAAAAAGACCUUUCCAGCUUAUGAGGAAUUGCACUAGAAAUUCGAGAUUAAUGCAAUUCCCAUCUAUAAUUCCCUUGUGAUAUCAUAGUCAACUGUAAUAAAAGUUUAUUCAAUUAGAGGAAAAUAAAAUUAUAUUUUGCUGUAUGUUACCAUAACGUUUACCAUCUCAUUGAAUACAUUGUAUAUUGCACAUGCCGGUAAUACAUCUUUGAAAUCUUUUAUUUUGGAAUGAUGCUAACUCUCUCUUUGCCAGUUCUAACACCGGGUUCCAAGUAAUAACUGUCAUAUAAAGAGAACUGAAUAUUCAUUUUAGGGCGAGGACACGAACUUCCCAAUGUAUUUGGGUACCUGUUCUUACUGAGUUUCCUUGCUACCCAUCUGUUCCUGGUACCCAGUGAUAAACAGUUGGAAUAUGCACAACUUAAAGGGAGAAUGAAAAUGUUAAUGACCAGUAAAGGAGAACUUGGUCCUGGGAAGGAAAGACCUGCUUUAAUUAAGCUUAUCAACUAAAAGGUCCAUUCCCCUUCCUGUGGGAGAGUAGAGUCAGUCUGAGAGGCUAUGUUUGUCUGGACCUAGACAUAGGGAAUAGGAAGGGAAUCUGGAGAGGAAACUCAUAAGAAAUAAACAGACACAAAGGAGAAAGACAAAGCAAGUCUCCAAACGUGCCAAUCUUUGAACGUGAUAGUAUUUUCCAAAUGACUGAUACACCAGCAAGUGUUCAGAGAGACUCGGAGCUGUUUAUGACUGAAAUGCAUUGUGUAAUGGCUCUGCUGCAAUCUGUGACUUCCAAACCAGGAAUUAAACACACUUUUUAAGAAAAAAAGAAAAAAAAUGAAAAAAAAAAUCCCUGUGCUAGUCUCCCAGCAAAAUGUACAUGGUCUGGAGACUUCAAAGUUAUUAUAUGAGUUCACAUUUAGAAACAGCUUAUUAAUAACCCUCAAGCUGUCAGAAUCUCCAUAGCUACCAUUUACAAUUUUAUACUGUGAAAAAAAAUACAGAUCAGUGAAAGCGUAAAGAUAAUUCAGAAUUUCCUUUGAAGAGGGUCUGAGGCCUGGGAGAAUCCCUGAUGUCUAUUGAAGAAUGGGGCAUGUAUAAAACAGUGGGCUGAAUUUCACUGAUCUUCCCAAUGUGAACAAAUAUACUAUGUAUAUUGUGUGUCCUUCUAGAAUUCAAUGGCAGCUGCUGGUGAUGUUGUAAUUAGAAAUCUAUAUAGAAUAUAGAUGUUUAGAGAGAUGGUGCCAAUACUAAAAUACUUGUGUGGGCUACAAGUGCUUGUACUUAAUUUUUUUUCUGCACUCAGAACUGAUUUGGUUUUAAAACUGUGUGCACAAUCUGUUCUUUUUUGUUGUUGCAGCUUGUACUAUUAAAAUAAUAGAGAAUGUUAAAUUAUUUUGAUGUGAAUUGCAAAUGAUUUUUCAUAAAUUUUAACAUUUUUAUCAGCAUUGUUUCGCUUUGUACAUGUAUAAAUGUGUUUUAUUUUAGCAUUUUAAAAUAUAUUGCCUGCUUCUCAGUUGUCUAAAUCACGUUAUAGUUGAUGUUUGUGAAGCCAGUUACUUUUUGAAAGACAUUAAAAAGCAAACUAUGAUAUGACUUCAAGCUUAUUCCCCCUCAAAUGCUUAAAAUGUUGUCCUAGUGGUAUUUCCUGAGAAUGUAAAAGCCAGGUUAUAACUUAUAUUGUGAAUCAUAUACACAUUUGAAUUAUGAUCACGGAAUAAUAAAUUAAAAUAAAUCAACCACAACCUAAGCAGA